UUAAUUUGGUACAAAUUUUUUACCUUUGAAAUGUUUCCUGCUUGUUUAAUGAACAAAGCUUAAACAGAAGACUUCCUGAUUGGGUAUUUAAUAUGUAAAAUGUCCAUUUCAACACUCAUUUUUCACAUUUGGAUUUUAACAUACAUAAACUUAGACGAAGCUUCAGUUACUGCUCCUGAUGAGUCCCUUACAACUGUUACAGAACCAAGGACAUUUUCGUGGACAGUAAAGAAUACGAUGGAAACUACCUCUUUAGUAUAUUAUCCAGAAACAUCGUCAUCAUCAUCAUUGACGACGACGUCUUCGAUUUUGUCUUCGUCCUCUCAAUCAUCAUCAUCAUCAACAUCGACGUCAUCACCAUCAUCAUCGAAGUCGUUGCCGUCUUUAUCGUCGUCCUCACAAUCGUCAGCAACAUCGUCGUCAUCACAAUCGUCAGCAACAUCGUCGUCAUCACCAUCAUCAUCCAAGUCGUUGUCGUCUUCAUCGUCAUCAUCACAAUCAUCAUCAACAUCGACGUCAUCACCAUCAUCAUCGAAGUCGUUGUCGCCUUCAUCGUCGUCCGCACCAACAUCAUCCUCAACAUCAUCGUCAUCAUUAGCAGCAGUAACAACAGAAUUAACAUCAUUACCAUCAUCAACACUGGCAAAAACACCAGAAACAUCAACUUCUUCAAAGACAAUUCUUAUAUCUACUACAGAAAUUUGGUCUUCAGACAUUUCUUCGCACUCUCAGAUAGAACCAUCCACCAAUGAAACAAAUAGACCAAAGGGUAACAACAAUGCAGAUUCUAUAGGUAGUAUUAUUGGCGGAUCACUUGGUGGAGUUGUGUUCGUAGUACUAACAGUUGUCGUUUUAGUUUGUUGUAUAAAACGCUGCAGAUCAACACCUUACAAACAGGAAAUUCUCAAUGAAGUGCCGGUUUCUUUUUCCAGUGGUAACAGUACUGGAGGCAGUUCUGUCAAUAUCGAUAUGCAACCAAUCGACGACAGACUAAAUCUACCUGUUGAAAUAAACCAACCACGUGAUAGUUUAUUUACAGAUUUAAGUUUUGGUGCUUUAUUGCGGAGAUCUAGCAACCGUUCAAUGAAAUCAAUAAAAUCGAACAGAUCAAAUCGCCAAAAAAAUACAAAAAGAGACAGGGUAGAUGAUCGACCACAAUAUUUGAAUAGACCAUCUCAGCUUAUGGCUUUCAUGUGGCAGACAAUACGCCGGCGAAGAUCAAGAAGCUUUACAAAUACCAAUUCUCAAGACAAUUUCAAAAGAAAAGUGUCUAAAUCGAAAAGUUUGAAUGACCUUACUGAUGAUUUAAAUAUAAAAUCACAUUUAGAAGUACAUAAGACGAGUACAGACCCUAGUAUGUCUCAAUACAAUAGUCAAUCUACGGAGACCAUUUCCACAAAUGAUGCAAUCUCUAUAGAAGAUGAUAGUGAUAUACAAACUGAUUCCAGUAUAAACAGUCAUCCUACUUUUGAAGUAAAAGUCACUUCUUAUGAUUAAUAAUGUUUUAAUCUAUAUGGCAACAAUUUGUUUUCUAAUUCUUACUUUCUAUGUCAAACUUGGCAAAA
This is a messenger RNA of Mytilus trossulus (common blue mussel), 1565 nucleotides long. RefSeq lists its product as uncharacterized. NCBI's taxonomy places the organism in Eukaryota, Metazoa, Mollusca, Bivalvia, Mytilida, Mytilidae. Bases 100 to 1497 code for a protein of 465 amino acids. The record is from RefSeq and is a predicted model, not a curated record. The transcript has 4 exons.